Molecule: messenger RNA, 2395 nt
Organism: Nilaparvata lugens (brown planthopper)
Lineage: Eukaryota; Metazoa; Arthropoda; Insecta; Hemiptera; Delphacidae
Product: enhancer of split mgamma protein
Exons: 2
Coding region: 530-1177 (215 amino acids)
Biological process (GO): anterior/posterior pattern specification; regulation of neurogenesis; regulation of transcription by RNA polymerase II
Cellular component (GO): nucleus
Molecular function (GO): protein dimerization activity; DNA-binding transcription factor activity, RNA polymerase II-specific; RNA polymerase II cis-regulatory region sequence-specific DNA binding
Source: RefSeq, a predicted model, not a curated record
GUCAUUCGGUAUUUUUCAGCCGCCGACAACAUGUUUGGCUGGUGCUGUCUCUGUCUCUGUCUAAUCGGCGGCUCAUGAAUGUACAUACUCAGAGAAGAGCAACGACGCUGGUGAUGUUUAUGAAGAGAAGAGGAAAAAGAAAGAGUAGCGUGUCACUCUCGGUUGGUGUUCUCUGUCUGGCCUGUUGCUGUCUCGCUCUGGGGUGAAGCUGGGGUGAACAGGAGCCAGCGAGGCACGUGGUAAGUAUGCUUAUAGCGCGCGUGGCGGCAGCUGUUUUUCAGGUGCUCUCCGGUGGGAACACAGUGCUGGACUCGGUUCCCACGCUCACUACACCUGGCUCGCCUAUAAAAGCCCCCUCCACGGCGACAAGCCCUCAUUCCACAUCCAACCGUCGACGCGUACAGUUGUCCUCUGUGCUCUGUGCUCUCCUAACAGUUCGCUUGUUGUGUUCGCUCUGUGCCUUCAACGUGUUCAGUUUGUUAGAUACUCAGUUUUGUGUGACUUGUGUUAAUAUUUAUACAUAUACAAAAUGUCUUCUGAAAUGGAACAACUUCAACCCAUCUCAAGGACUUACCAAUACAGAAAGGUGAUGAAGCCAAUGCUUGAACGGAAGCGACGCGCCCGCAUCAACCGCUGCCUGGACGAGCUGAAGGAGCUGAUGGUGUCAGCACUGCAGGCCGAGGGAGAGAACGUCAGCAAGCUGGAGAAGGCUGACAUCCUCGAGCUCACCGUCAGGCACCUGCACAAGCUGCGCAAGCAGCAGCGGCUGUCAAUCAGCCCCGUCACCGAGGCCGACCGCUUCCGCGCCGGAUUCACGCACUGUGCCACUGAGGUGUCUCGCUGCCUGGCCGCCACACCCGGCGUCGACGUCCACCUCGGCACCAAGCUGAUGACCCACCUUGGCCACCGCCUCAAUGACAUGGACCGCCUCUCGCCGCUCUCGGUCCGCGUCCAGGAGUCGUCCGCCCCCCCUUCCCCAGCGUCACCAGCAUCCACAGCCUCCUACACCAUGCCGCUGACCCCCGCCUCCUCGUCCUCCUCCAGCCACGACUCAGAUUACCUGCCUGAGAGCACUCAUCAUCAGUUACAGCAGCAUUCCGGACUCCUUCUCAAGGUCGCCGAUGACAUGCACAGCAAAUCCACGAAAAUCUCUGAGCCAGUCUGGAGGCCGUGGUAGAUCCCCUCUCAACAAGUGCACAUCUCAUCGCCCCCGUCUUUCACUCGAGAAUCUCAUAGUUUUAGAAUAUUUAGCUUUCAACAUAUUUCUCUUUCAAAGUGAAAAUUUAUUAUGUUACACCAGAGCAUUGUUCUGAAAAAACAACACUUUAGCUUUGAAAAAUAUUCUUAAGAGAAAUUUAUACUCAUCUGUAUUCAAGGAGUAGCUAUAUUUUAUCGACAUAAUAUGAAUAAUAAAAAAUUCAUUAAUAAUUUUGAUCUCCCCAUUUGAUAUGAUAGAUCAUAUUAAUAUUUCUAUGUAAAUUAUCCCAAUAUUGAUUUUCACUUUAAAACAGUACGGUACAUACAGUAAUUUACUCUAUGGGUAAACCAUAAUUACAUUCCUAAUAAUCUAGAAUUUUUUUUAAUUCAAAAAUUGAUUUGUAUAACUUCUCCCUUUAAUUGUAUGUACUUUACUCUGCUUCAAUUAUUUACACUGUGUUCACAUUGCUCAGUAAAAUACUUAUUAGUUGCAUAUUUUUAUUGGUUAUGUUUCUCUCAUUCUAAGAUAAAUUCAAUAGUUAUUUAACAUUUUUAUUUUAUAAUCAUAGUAGUUUGCCUGUUGAAAUCCAUGUUGUUUUGAUCAAUAUCAAUAUUGAAAACCUUUUCAAGUAACAAUCAAUUAUUGACAAAGUUAUUGUUCUUUUAAUUACGAAAUUUGUUGUAAAAUUAUUGAUUACUCAAUUAGUUCAAUCUUAUUUGUAUACAGAAAUGUAACUUUAUAAUGUUUGUAAAUAUUUGAUGAUGUUUUCUCAAUUUUGAUUUUUGUUAUUCGAAUAGAUUUUAAAGUUGCAAUUGAUUAUUCGAAAUAUUUCUGAAUCGAAACUAGUUAUCAACAGCUCAGAUGAUUUUUGCACUUCUAUGUUAUCUAAUGCCCUUUAAGUAGUUUUUUCAAUUAUCUUGUAGUUAAUGUUGUGUUAAUCUUUGCAUUCUCUGUUCCACAUUUUCAAUCCAAUUUCUUCUUGUUUAGAUGUUAACUUUAAUGUUGGGAUUUUUUCAUUCAAUUAUUGAUAGGAUAGAUAGAUGAUUUUAUGUGAUAGACUGAUAACUGUGAUAAAUUAUUAUUGUAGACUUGUACCUAUUUUUAAGAUGUUUAUGAAAGAUAUUCUAGACACAAAGAUGUAUUGCAAGUUAAAACUGUGAUACAAUAAAAUUUCUAUUGAAUUUUGAACCUUAAAAA